Messenger RNA from Mugil cephalus (flathead mullet), 1627 nucleotides. It is a transcript of the gene plek2, whose product is annotated as pleckstrin 2. The transcript is spliced from 9 exons. Gene Ontology annotation, cellular component: plasma membrane. Lineage: Eukaryota; Metazoa; Chordata; Actinopteri; Mugiliformes; Mugilidae. The coding region runs from base 109 to 1191 and encodes 360 amino acids. Gene Ontology annotation, biological process: intracellular signal transduction; actin cytoskeleton organization. The record is from RefSeq and is a predicted model, not a curated record.
UGUGGACGUGGGUGUGAGCGAGCACGGUGACGCGUUCACUGCCAGCCAUCAAAACCCGAGCAGGUAGGAACAGGCUGAGCUCAGUCGACCAAAAUCACACUGAGGAGCAUGGACGCUGACAAGAACGUCUCUGUUGUAAGAGAGGGCUUCCUGGUGAAAAGGGGUCACGUCGUCCACAACUGGAAGGCCCGCUGGUUUGUGUUGACUCCAGACAAGCUGCUGUAUUACAAGUAUGAAGGAGGCAAAAGGGACUCGUGUCAAAGAGGGAAGAUCCUGCUGAAGGACUGUGAGAUAACGUGUCCUUUCCUGGAGUACGAAAAUCGACCGCUGGUGUUCAAGCUCCAGACGAAGCACGGCGUGGAGCAUUUUCUGGAGGCCUGCUCCAGAGAAGAGAGGGACGACUGGGCGGGCGACAUCACCGCCGCCAUCCACAAGCUGGAGGCCAACCAUGACGAGACGGCCACGGAGCAGCAGGAGCCCGCGGGAACCCAGUUUCACAACCUGAGCAAGGUGCUGGACUCCAUGUAUGACGUCCACAGUGGCAUCAAGAUGAGCAACCAUGUGGAGCAGGGCAGCACCUACAGCAACUGUUUCUCAGGUUCAGCGGUGGUGGACUGGCUGGUGUUCAUGCAGCUGGCGCUGACCCGCGUGGAGGCCGUGACGCUGGCCUCGGCCCUGCUGGAGGAGGGCCUCCUGCGGACCGUGGGCCAGAAGAGCGUGGAGGCCCUGCGCACGGCCGGCCUCAGCGAGCAAUUCAUGGACGACUCCACCGCGCUCUACAGCUUUCCUCAGAGUUUGAAGAAGAGAGGCAGCGUGAAGGCGGAGACCUCGCUGUCUGCGAUGGAGCUGAGUGGGCGAGUGGUGAAGAGAGGAUAUCUGCUUAAACAGGGACACAGACGGAAGAACUGGAAGGUGCGACUGUUUGUGCUGCGUUCAGAGCCUUCCUUCCUUCACUAUUACGACCCCACCAAGGAUGACAUCAGCCCCGCUGGCGGCUUCGCUCUAAGAGGAUGUCUGGUGUCUUCUCUGGAGGACAACGGAGUUCCCUCAGGUGUGAAGGGCAACAUUCAAGGCAACUUGUUUAAAAUCAUCACUCAGUCUGACACUCACUACUUCAUCCAGGCUCCCACUCACCAGGAGAAGAUGGACUGGAUAGAUGCGAUCAGAGAGGGGACAACCAGUUCCAGUUAAAACCUCGUUACCGCAUUUGUUUGUUUACGUUGUUACAAAUCUACACAUUCUGUGAAUGUGCCGUAGCAGCAGCGUCGUGCCGGCUCUGUUCAUUUGUCUCCACGUUUGGUUUGAUUUUAGAGUUUGUAAAGCAAGGUUCGUAAAGGGCAGCAGUUGUAGCAGUUUGUCUUGUAGUCAUUCUGUUUAAGUUAAAGGUUUUUCAUCAUAAAAAACAAUCAUUAACCAUAAUCCUAUGGACCAUCAUUUCAAAGCUGAGUCUUAUAAAACUCAAGGAACCAGAGGUGAAAAAUUACUGAAGUGCUGAAUGUAUUAGUAAUUUCCAUUUUCUUCUGCUUCCUUCUAGUUUUGUAAAAUUCAGGAAGAUAAUUUGUAUAUUUUUUUUACCACUGCAGAUGAAGAUAUUUAUCUAAGAAAUUAUUAAAUGAUGACAAAAAUA